Molecule: messenger RNA, 7163 nt
Organism: Penaeus indicus
Lineage: Eukaryota; Metazoa; Arthropoda; Malacostraca; Decapoda; Penaeidae
Product: protein artichoke-like
Exons: 8
Coding region: 1-3975 (1324 amino acids)
Molecular function (GO): protein binding
Source: RefSeq, a predicted model, not a curated record
AUGCAAUGCCGUGAUGCAGGGCCUGAGUAUAUCAAGGAGCCCAGUCUAAGCAAAGUCUUAAAUGCCUCACUCAUAGGAACACACCCUCGUCUCAUAAGGAUACAGUCGCAUCCCUUAGAACAGACAGGCAUGAAGGAAGCUCUUGUAUCCCUCUUGUCAAUAGAUCCAGAUGACACACUCAGGCCUCUGUCCUCACUCUUCUGUACUCACGCUUCUGGAUUUCUUACUCAGACGCUCGACAGAUCGAUGUCUUGGUAUAGAAAAUUCAUCAUCCAGCGUGCGUGUAGGAAGGUCACGGGGUCACCUGGGGUCGCGUGGGGUCCUCCUCCUCCUUACACCCCCCGCUUCUCGAGUUCAGAUAUCCUGAGAACCUCCCCUGCGGACUCCCAAGUGGAAAGCGAGAAGGCACUGGACCUUGAGGCCAACAACAUAACAGAACUUCAAAGUUUUAGUUUUUUCAAGUUGAAGUUAGUAAGUCUUAACCUCAAAGGAAAUGGCAUUAAGCUGAUAUCAGAGUAUGCAUUCGAUGGACUUCAUGAAACUCUGGAAGAGUUAAAUCUUAUGAACAACAAACUUAAACAACUUCCGAUUCCAGCACUAAGACGACUGAGUAAGCUUAGAACUUUAAAAGCAACCUGGAAUCGCAUAUCCGAUGUAAUAAACGAUGGAUACUCACGGCUCCCAGCUCUUGAAGUACUUGAUCUCAGCAGCAACCACUUCACACAGCUGACAAGUUCCACCUUAGGCACUAUGCCCGUUCUUCUCUCGCUUUCCAUGUACAUGAACGAGAUCUCGGUUUUGUCAGGCGAUGCCUUCGUUCAGAACACGAGGCUACAAACGCUUUAUCUGAGCCACAAUGAUAUCACUAAUGUGGAGCCGGAGACCUUCACUUACACCAUCUACAUUAGAGUAAUUGAUCUUGGCGACAACCACCUCCACUCUAUCAGCAACGGGAUGUUCAGGAACCUCCCAGAAAUCCAGGAAAUAUUCCUCAACAGCAAUAAUAUUCUGAAGAUCAAAAAUGACACUUUCACAAAUUCCACAAAGAUCACGGUGUUAUAUCUUCAGAACAACGAAAUUCACUCUAUUGAAAGUGGAGCCUUUGCUAAUUUGGAACUUUUAUUUGACCUCCAGCUCAGUUCAAAUAAUUUGGUACAAAUUCCCGCUGGUUUGUUCAGCACGACAAGAAGCUUAAGUUCAUUAAGUCUGGACAACAACAGGCUCACGAGCCUGAACAAAGGCACUUUUGCACACCUCUCUGAGCUUCGGGAGCUUCGCCUGCAGAACAACAGACUUACUAGAAUUGAACGUGGAGUCUUUUUACCACUGCCAAAUCUUCUUGAGUUACACCUUCAGAACAACAGAAUAAAGUUUAUUGAAAAAGAAGCAUUUUCAAUGUUACAAAAUCUUCAACAUUUGAAUUUAGAAGGAAAUAAAUUGACUGAACUUCCUGAUUCUCUUAGCCGUUACCCUGCAAAUUUGAUAACCUUGAAAUUAUCGAGAAAUGAGAUAAAUACUAUACACUCUGAUGCAUUUAGGGGGCAAAAUAAACUCGAGAUUUUUUGGCUAAAUGAUAAUAAUGUUACCAACGUUACAAAAGGGAUGUUAAGUGACCUCUCAUCAUUACGGGAGCUUUACCUCGAAAACAAUCAAAUUAGGCGCAUAGAAGACAAAUCAUUUGAGACCAUGAAGAAACUCAAGCAGCUUUCGUUGUCUAACAAUGAACUGCAACACGUCAGCUCUUUGCUCUUUGAGGGGCUGACAAUGCUCGAGAGACUUAACAUGAACGAUAAUGAGAUCAUGGACAUCGAACCACAGACUUUCCAGAAAUUGCCAAACUUGACCACUCUAGACCUCUCCAACAACCAGAUCUUCGUGAUAAGGCGUUACAUGUUUGAGGGUUCGAUACCUCUCAGGACACUCAAUCUGAAAGGGUCAAUGAUUAACGAGAUUGAUCCUGAUGCCUUUGCAGAUCUCAGGUUCUUAGAGGAGCUGAACCUGAAGAAAAACAUGCUUGUCAGUCUGCAUAAACUCUAUUUUAGAACACCGAGUAUAAGGAACCUAAAUCUGGCCGAUAAUCAUUUUGAUACAGUGGCUGAGGACUCCCUGUACGAUCUGCCUAAUCUAGACACUUUAGAUCUAAGUGGCUGCAGGUUGGAGAACCUUCCGGCUCAUUUGUUGGCUGAAGCUUCUGAGCUGAGGACUCUCAAUCUGGCAAGGAACAGUUUCAGGUUUUUGACAGCGGCACUCUUCCAGAAAAUGCGUAGAUUAAGGGAAGUAGACCUUUCAUACAAUAACCUAACAAACCAGGUCAUGACUUCACUUGAAGGGUUAAGGAAACUGGAGCUUUUAACCCUGAAUGGAAAUCCACUCUCUUCUCUGAGUGGAUCUUUGAAUGAUCUAACUGGCUUAAGGGAACUUUACCUGUCUAAAACAAAUUUGAGAUCAAUGGAUAAUACUGUUUUCUCCAAACUGAAAAACCUAAAGGAAUUAGAUCUAUCAGGUAAUCAACUCUCAGAUUUACCGCCUGGUGUGUUCGCCAAUUUGAGCAUCACAAGGCUUAAUCUAGCAGACAAUAUUUUCAGCCAGAUUCCAAAUGCCAUGUUCUUAGAUGGCAUGGCUUCCCUCACGACACUCAACAUGUCUGGCAAUCCGAUGAAGCGAGUUACAGGAAUCCUGGUGGCAGGAGGACCUCCGCUCGCAGCCCUAGAGGAACUAGAGGCCUCAAGGACUAACCUCACACUACUAACGAGCCAUGACCUACUUCUAACACCUUCCCUACGUUCCCUCAACCUUGGGCAAGCCGCAAUAGCGAAGAUCUCUCCAGGAUGCUUCAGAAACCUCACGCAACUUACUCAUCUCAACUUGGGCUUCAACCACUUGGAAAUCCUGCCUCGCGAGAGGCUCAGGGGACUGAAGAGUCUCUCUCACCUCAACCUUACAGGAAAUAGUCUCAAGAAGUUGGAUCAGCUUCCUUCUGACUCGCAUAUGUUGAAGGUGCUGGACGCAUCGGGGAACAUGCUGACAGAACUCGAGGAGUCCACCUUCAGGCACGGCAGCAGCUUGGAGCGCCUGCUUCUCCAGAACAACUGGAUCACCACCAUCCACCCUCGGGCCCUCGCUCCGCUCAAGAGCCUCCAGGACCUCGACCUCACCAACAACUACAUCGAGGAACUGAACACCGUCGCCCUCAAGCCCGUGGAGAAGAGCCUGGUCACCCUGAAGCUGGGAGGGAACCCCUGGAACUGCGGCUGCGAAGUGAGCGAACUCUGGUCGUGGCUGCAGGAUCACUUGUCCUACAUCCCGGAGCCUGAGGUCGUUAAGUGCGAGCUGCCAAAGGCACUGCAGGGCCACUCCUUCCUACUUCUGUCCUCGUCAGCGUUCUGUCCUCAGCCCCUGAUCCUACGGCUGGCGAUCCAGGACAUCCAGAGCCAGUCGCUGCUGGUGUCAUGGCAGGCGGCCAACUCCACCUCGAUCUAUGGGUUCAAGGUGUCCUUCCAGAUCACGGCGGGCGACGGCCGCGUCCUCGGCUCCCUCAAGUCGCGCUCGCUGCCGUCCAGCCCGAGGACGUUCCAGCUGGAGGGGCUGCGGCCGGACACGAGCUACCUCAUCUGCGUGCAGGGCCUCACGACCGCUCUCCGGCCGGUGUCCAGGGCGAGGCCGCACACCCAGGAGGACGCCAGCGCGCCCGACCAUCCCCCGGAUCUAGACACGAAGUGCACGCGCGUCCGCACCCUGGAGCAGCCUCAGGCGCAGACGGUCCUGGACAAUCGGCUGGCCAUCAUCAUUGGGGUGACGCUGGGCGUGAUCAUCGUUGCGCUGGUGGUGAGCAUCAUCUGCUGUUGCAAGCUGUGCAAGAAGACCCGCGAGCCGGCCAAGCCAGAGAACCCCGGCCCUCAAGACUACCUCAGUUAUCGACAUUUCUCCAUCCCCGGCAACGAGGCCAACUCCUACGAAGGAUACACUGCCUGCUAAGCCGAGCCGCCCUCCGCGGCAGACGACGCCCUUUUGUACCUUUUUUUUGCACGUGAGAUUGCCUACAGGAAGUGGCGCGUGGCAGGUCGUUAGCGUGCAGGAAGUACCUCGCCCUCCUUGGUGUGGGGUGACGGGGAGGCGUGUCCCUCCCCUCCUCCUCGCCUUUCCCCUCAGAUAAAAGGGGAAAAAACAACGCCCACCUCGAGGGGAGAAGGCCCAAGAUAGCCAGAGAAGUGUAGACAGUCGCAAAGGCGGUCGUUAAAAACUGUUCCGAUAUACGAACUGGUAAAGGAUUUCCAGCGAGGAAAAUGAGAAAAUAAUAACCAUGGUAUACGUAGAAAGAAACUGAAAGAAAGUGGAGAAGAACUUUGCCAAAAUGUGUGAGAGGCGUUAUAAGAGGACGGAAAUAGAAUCAAGUGAAGUCAAGUGGGAUGAAGUGAAGUUAUAUAAUAUGAAAGAAAAACGAGCCAAUGAACGAACGACUCAUGAGCGAAAUUUCUGUCCAGUUGUGUCAAUGGCGGUCAAACUGCCCCCGCUUUUCGAAGGACAGUGAUAGAGAGACUGCUUUCUCGCCCCUUUCGAACACCAGCCAAUAAGGGAAGGGUGACUGAGGCAGCUGCGAGGAGGUGAACACGCCGAGUCCAGUGCUAGCCAUGCCCCCGCUUCAACUCACGCUUCAAAAUGUGUGACAGACAAACUGACAAUGGAAUAAUUUGCCACUAGAAUUUGGCUGAAAAAAGUAGGAAAAGAAUCUGUGAAGAAAAUUUUGUUGUUUGUUUCCGACGUGAGGAAAAAAAGAUAAAAAAAAAAGACGGUGUGUGACUAUGAAUAUGCAUUUAUAUAGCUUAAGUGUGAGUCUAGUUCUCUCGGGCGACGACCAAAGACGCACGUGUUAUACCUUCGACAGUCGCAAGUGUGGUGCUACAGUUUAUACUAGGUAAGGUUAAGGGCCGUCCGCCACGUUCGCUGUGGUCUUGGUGACGCGAAUUUGAGGGAAAAAAAAGAAGAAAAAGAAUAAAGAAAGUAAGGAAGAGGAGGAGGAAGUGUAAUCAAUCAUAGGGUCGCGUGCGGUUCGGAUAUACAUGGAAUUCCCUGACAUGCGGCGUGAAACGAGUCUUCCUGCUGUUUCAUCCUCGAGACAGGAAGAAAUGAAAAACGAGAAUGAGAGAGACAGAAGAAAGCUCGAAAAUAAUCUUCGGAAAAAGAUGAUGUGAAAUACAUAUCUGGUAAUGAUACUUUCAUUGUUAUGUGUCUUUGACUUACUGAUUAUUAGAACAAACAUACAUGGAAAUAUCGAAACUAAAGACUGCAGUGUAGAAGUAUCAAAGAAAUAUCAGACAAAUAAAAGUAGGAAAACGCAUGGCGAAAAUGGCGGUGAAAGUAUAUUUGACCUGAUCAUUAAUUCAGCUCUUCAUUACAGCUGCCACAGGCUCUCGGAGGCCCUGAAAUAACGAUGAACCAUUCACCGCAAAGUGGCAGGCUCGCUGUUUCAUGCCUUUCUCUCUCUGUCUCAUAUUUACUAUUCAUCUAUUUUAUUUAUGUCUAUUUCUCUAAUUCAGCCUAUUUCUCUCUAAAGAUAUAUUUUGUGUCUUCAAUAUUGUUUUAAUGUUAUCGUUUUUUUUUCAUUAUUUUACAUUAUCACAAAUAAUAUUUCUAUUAUCUUUAUUUUUUUUCAAAUUGGGCAAGUGAUCAACUAAAUACAUGUCAAUCAAGAGUUCCUUUUACAGUGUUGUACUUAUGGCAGAUUUUUUUUCUCAUGUUUUCUCAAAUAACACCUUAUAACCUAUUGCUCUCUUAAAUAGCCCCACUUUCUCAUUUUUUACAAAGCCACGCAAUGAAGAGAAUAUGUUAUUUAAAUCGGAUACAUAUAUCAUUCAAUCAUAAACAACCAGGUAAGUUCAAGCUUACAGUAAAUCUAUAUGAACCAAUACAAGAACGUGUUUAAGACUUGUAUCAGACAAUCCGAAAAUUAGAACAGUUAGUGUAUUUACACACUUCGUUAUCACAACAGGGCUGAAAAAGAUAUUAAAUCAAUAAAACGAAAGAUAAUGCAAUCAAGGUAUCUGUUUUUUUCAUCUCGCAAGCUGCAGGUUAUCGUAACUUUAAUUACGAAAGUUCGACGGCAGUUAAGAGAUAUUUCCCACAUGUUAUCUGACCGGCCGAAGGAAAGAAAAAAUAAAGGUCAGGAAAAGGGGGAAAAAAAUGAAGAAAAAAAAUCUCACUGGCGAUUUUAAAACUCCGUGACUGGACGUGAUUUUUUUAGUGUUUGGUUGUGGGAAAGACUGACCAUAUUGUGUACAUAUAUUAUUUUUCAUUUUCCAAAGUGAAUGUGCUGUCUCAUUUAUUGUUCUUGAAAUUUGCUGGGUGUUAACAAACGUACGAGUCAUAAAUUCCAAAGGAUGAUGUAUGUAAAUAUAUAUUUUUUUUCUUCCUCUCUCUGCCACAGGAAGGUAGAGUAACGUUGUGAUGAAUAAACUGUAUAUCUCUUAUCAGCUGUGGCGAUUAUGGUUGGAAAGAUAAUCAUGAAAGGCUGAUAAAAAAAAGACAGAGAAUUGACCUUUUUUUCUCUCUCAACUGAGUUUCUUUCUUCGCCAGUGACCUUCUAGAUGGGUGAAGGUCAGUUUGGGUGGAUGUAAUGUAUAAAUGUAACACGAAUAACAUGAGUGAUCGGACCAGCGAGGGGAAAAUCAACACGUUUCCCCUUUUUGGCUCUACAGGACAGGAAGAGUUCCUUCUUUCCCUUCUUCCUUCAGCCCUUCACUCCCCUCCCCCGCCCCCCCACCUCGCCCCACCCCCCACCCCCCUUCCCCCGUUCAUAGGCCCUCCCACAUCACGAAGCACUGGCCAUUUCAGGUGUUUGUUAGAAUAUCAUCACGUAUGUCACCUAUUGUUUAAGCUGAGAAUCCUGUGUCAUCUUGUCAUUCACAUACACAUACGCACACGCAGAGAAAAAACAGUUGCAUAGACAUAAACAAGUACAAACAGGCACACAAAUGCAUACAUAAUACUGUAACAUUUCUACAAACAUGUACACAAACACACAUAUAGAAGCACCUACAUAAACUAUGACACUUCUGCAAACGUGAAGCCCACACACACACACACACACACACACACACACACACACACACACACACACACACACACACACACACACACACACACACACACACACACACACACACACA